Messenger RNA from Podarcis lilfordi (Lilford's wall lizard), 26699 nucleotides. NCBI's taxonomy places the organism in Eukaryota, Metazoa, Chordata, Lepidosauria, Squamata, Lacertidae. The record is from the annotation of a GenBank genome assembly.
GUGAGUGAAAGGAGGUACAUAGGAAAGGUCUGGCCCUUGCCUCUGUAGUGACUCAUUAUGAGUCCUCUCGUUUUGAUACAGGUGUGGGAUAGCAUCUGGGGAUGGUCAGUGAGGCAAAGCAUGGCCACAUCUUUACAAGGCAGUUUUCCAUGAUGUACAGAAGUUCCACUCACUACCAACCAUAACGAAACCUAAAAGUCAAAAUGCUUGGUGGCCGUCGCAGUACUUUUGCGCAAGCGUCUGAAGACACGGUUUGUUACUCCUUUUGGUUUCCAUUAAGCCUUUGACAAUGUUCUGUGGUGAUUGAUCAGUGUGGGCCUCAAGUCAUAUGCGUCAUAACUAGGAAAUUUCUCUGGCAGCUGAAAUUUGGUGCUUGAGGGAGGGAGAUUAAGAGAUUUUUUAUGUCUUCUCUCGCCCCCUGUAACCCACCAUGCAGCAAUAGGAAUUCUGCAUUCUGAAGAGAGACCUCAAGCCCUGCCUCCAUGGGAAAGUGGACGUGUGGGAUCAACUUUGUAUUAUAAAAGCCCUUAGAUUGGGUAAAAGGAUAUUGGUCAUAGCAACAAACGGAUUCCCCACCUUAAAAUACUGUUAAUAUUUGCCUUGGUGGGGAAGUAUCAAUCAGUGCUUAUACACUUCAAGGUUAUCCAGCCAAAUCUAGAAUGGCAAAUCCUCAGUUUGCAUUUGUUGUCAGGUCCCUAGAGUUUCUGUUGGGAGUCUGUAGAUUCUUAGCAUUUGUUAGAUCUUUUUACAGCAUGCAAGCCCAAUUCAGGUGCUUGGCUCCGUGUAAAAGAGGUCACACAUGAUUCCAUCACCCCACCAUUGCAUGUUGAGAAGACCUGAAGUGAGACUCUUCCCACAUUCUGUUGCUUAGUUGGUUUUGUGCAAUGAUCAUCCGGAGUUCCCAUUUUAAGUGUGUUCUGCCUAUUACACAAAGACAUUUCAGAUCUUUUCACACAGUUCUGGUAAAACUGAUGGGAACGGGGGUAGCAACCUUUCAUGUUCUCAGAACACAGGCAAGGGUCUGUAGGACCUGUAGGAUGCAGUAGUCAUGGCAACUUCAUAUGAUUCAUCCUGUAACCAUGCUGCAUGUGGACUGGUCAUCUGGUUGCAUUUUCAUGGCAGCCCUUCAAAGGAUGAAAUGUACUUGCUUGUGCUUUGAGAGAUCAUCAGAAUAAACCCUUGGAAUCCCCUGAAGAUGGAAAUGCCCUGAUUUCCCUGGAAAUGCACUUUAAUUUUCAUAUGGUUCAUUUAUGCUGAAGAGAACAGCUGCAUCACAGGGAGAUUAUUGGCGGUGGGUGGGUGGGUGUGCGCGCGCGCAAACGACAAAAGCCUUCCAAUGUACCAAAUUCUAAAGGCAGCACUUAAGCUCAUCUGCUUUUUACAAGCACAAGGUCCCGGGUUCAUUCCCCAGGAAGGUUUGGGAAUGUCCCUUGUCUAACCCUGCUGGUCAGUGUAGAAAACAUUUAGCUAGAUGGACCAAAUGUUCUUACUCAAUACAGUGGUGCCCCGCAAGACGAAUGCCUCGCAAGACGAAAAACUCGCUAGACGAAAGGGUUUUGCGUUUUUUGAGUCGUUCCGCAAGACAAAUUUCCCUAUGGUCUUGCUUCGCAAGACGAAAUGUCUUGCGAGUUUGUUUCCUUUUUCUUAAAGCCGCUAAGCCGUUAAUAGCUGCUAAGCCGCUAAUAGCCGUGCUUCGUAAGACGAAAAAACCGCAAGACGAAGAGACUCGUGGAACGGAUUAAUUUCGUCUUGCGAGGCACCACUGUAUAAGGCUACUUCCAUGUUGCUUGACUCCCACAAGCAAACAAAAAGAGGCAUACACAAAGCAAGAGGAGAACUGAUCUCUGUGGCUGGGAAACCAAUUUGCAACUAUGGUCUGGGAUCCAAAGAGCUAAUUGAAGCACUCAGAGCAGUUGGUGGAUAUGAGCGAUUAGAUUUUAAUUCUUAUUUUGCAUUUUAACAGUAAACUACCAUGCCGUAUUGCAAAAAGCUUUUCAGAUUCAGUUUAUAAAGCAGUUUGCCAUAUUCUUUAAUGUUCAAGAAACAAGUCCACUCUCAUUAAUUUGAUCGCCUGGUACUCCACCUGCAAAUCUUGACGUUGGUAUAUUCACUGGGACACUAUCCUUUAUUGCCAUCCUUUUAUUCAAAACAGAUAAGCAGCUUCUUUUUUGCUGGAGGAAGACUGGCUUGUAUUCAUAGAAUCAGGAGUUGGAAGGGACCCCAAGAGUCACCUAGUCCAACCUCCUGGAAUGCAGGAAUUAAUUCAGGUUACUUUUACUCAGAUUAGGCCUGUUGAAAUUAAUUUAGGUCUGCUGAUUUCAAUGGGUCUACUCAGUAAACAAUUGAAAAUGACAAUAGUUUUUUUUAAUAGGAGUUGGCACUGGAUUUUGAAAUGGCUCUUUUAAAUGUCUUGUUUGCACACAUCACUUUUGUCCAGCCACUGUCGCUUUUAGUCAAACAAUGCAAAAACCUGCACAGCCUGUUCACCAGAAGGUUAAAAUCAGGAUAACGCUGGGAUCACAAGGGACUUCAAAAUUGGAUUGCUGUAAUGCACUCUGUGUGGGGGCUGCUAAAAGCGUUUUUUUGUUCAGGCAUGUAGACGUUUUAAUCUGUUUUUAGCUCAACUGUUACUGUACUUUAAUCUGUUUUUAGCUUUGUCUUUUAUUGACAAUUUUCAUGUUUGCUUUGUUCUUUGUAAACUGCUUACAGGCUCUAUUUACAAUCAAACAGUCUAUAAAUUAUCUUAAAUAAAUGUAAAUAUGUAAAAAAUUCCUCUCCCCCCCCCCCCAAAUAUUUCUUGGCAAUUAAUUUUUACUGCUUUUCUUUUCUUUUUAAAAUAUUUUUUAUUAGGAAUUUCAACAUAACAAUUUAUCAAAAACACAUCAUCCUCACCCCCCCAUUUUUCCCUCCCCCCAAAAGAACCCCCCCUCCUACCCCACCCCCAGACUUCCCUCAGCUCCUCUCUCUGGUUUUUCAUCAGAUGUUAUUCUCUGCAUAUUAUAAAAUUGUAAAGAACCUUAAUUUAUCUAUCUAUAUAUUACCAAGAAAAAGUUUGUGACUGUUUAUUCAAAACCUGCCAAGGAGUCCAGUUCAUUUUGUUGUUUCUUUAAGUACUUUGUAAAAGGUUCCCAUUCUUCUUUAAAGUCUAAUUGUUACUGCUUUUUAACUCUCUUCGAUAUUUUCUAAGUUCUCUGUUUUGAGCCACUUGCUGUUUCCAGGUUUUAUCUUUUCCCAUUUCUCCUCUUGCAUGUGAACACUCUAAUAUAGAGCCCUUGAAUUGUGAUGUCACAGAUACCUUUAUAACUGGUGCAAACCAACAGCAGUACUCAGUUUAUGUCCGAAAGAAGAUGGAAAUCCUAGCUCGCAGUAGGGGCGCAAGUAGAAUGAGUGGACAGUUUGGGGUAAAUCCUAUACACUCAUCUUUGGAUUUAUUUGUUUGUUCUUUUAUUCGAAGUAUUUGUACCCUAUCCUCAUUCAGUGGUCUCUAUGUGCCACACAAUAACCCCAAGAAUAAAAAUCAAACAUAAUAAAAUUAAUUACAAAUCACAAAUAAGAGAGCCUGGAACAGCAGAAAUAAAAUAUCACAAUGCACUUAGAAUUGUAGAGUUGGAAGGGACCCUGAGGACAGUUUAGUACAGCCCUCUGCAAUCCUGCCCACAAUCGCCCCUGGGCAGCCUUGAACCACCAACCUAGUUAACAUCCAGACACACUGACCCAUUAUGCCACAGAGAUUUCGUCCUUCCCCCAAAGCCUGGCUUUUAAUAAUCAUAAAAUCAUCAAAUUGUAUGACCCAUGGGUCAUCUAGUCCAAGCCUCUGCAAUGCAAGAACCGCAACUAAAGCAUCCAUGAUAGAUGGUUAUUCAGCAUCUGUAAUACCUCCAAGAAAGGAGAAAUAAUAAUCCUACAUUUAAAAUUGCAUAAUUAAGCAACAGCAAAUAUUUUGAAACAACGGACGUAAGCAAAAUAAAUAACUGCAAAAGCAAGUCAUGUGCAAAGCAACAAAAUCCAUUAAAAUUCAAGAUGAGCAUGUGGCAGAAUUGCAGUAUAGAGCUAGAAUAUCUCUACAAAAAUCCCAUAUAUAAUGCACUGAUCAAAAUCAUUCACGAACACAUUCUCACAACACAAAAGUUUUGGGCCAUAUCCUCUUCCCCUAACCAGGGCCGGUGCAGCCAUUUGGCAGGAUGAGGCUGCUGCCUCAGGUGGCAGAAGCCCCCAGUGCACCACCCCACCUGCCCGGCCAUCUAUUUCAGGCCAGAUCUCACAGAUCUCACAGAUCACAAGAACUUAACCUGCGAUCCUCUGCAUGCAAGGCAUGCCCUCUACUUUCUUUUCAUGUGUCUCGCAUGCAUACCUGAACUAUCAGCUCUUCUAAGCACCCCUUCCUAGGUGUGUGAACUUGCUUCUCUUAAUGUGAAAGUCGCACCUUCUAUUUUUAAAAAUGAUUUUUUUUAGUAAGGCUUGGAGAAAAACAAAAACAAAGGAAAAGCAAUACACAAUAUACUUCAAUAUCAAAUACCAAGCAUUUUUUAACAUUAAAAACUAAAAGAGAGAAAGUAAAAGAAAGAGAAGAAAAUACUUCCGAUUCUUCGUUUCAUCAGCUUUAUAGACUUAAGCAACACCCUUGUUCCAGAAUAGUUACCAACUCUUCUGCUUUCCAUAAACCAACCUUUUUUCAGUCUUCAAACCCAGAUAUCACAAGUUUGUUUUCCUUUCUGUGCAAAAAAUCCUUAAGGAGUUUCCAAUCAUUAAUAAAUGUCAACCAUGGUUUUUCUCUACUUAAACAUGUCAACUUCUCCAUCUCAGCCAAAUCCAUUAAUUUCAAUAACCAUUCUUCCAUAGUCAGUGCUUUUUUUCUAAAAAAAAUUAUGUUUUCCUGCUCAUAUUGAAACACUGCCCCUCGAUGAGGCCAAACUUAGAUUCACAAAAUGUUUAGGGGUAUGCGUACCCCUACGUACCCACCCCCCUGAAAAAAGCACUCUCCAUAGUAGAUAAUAGUGAGUCCUUCCAUCUUUGUGAAUAUGGCAAUCUUGCCGCUGUGUUCAUAUAUUGAAAUAAUAUUCCACAAUCAUUUUCUGUUUUUAUAUUCAUUAGUCCCAGCAGGAAGAGUUCUGGCUCCAGUUGAAUAUUAACCUUCAAAAUCUUCUGUAUCAAUGUGCGUAUUGGUAUCCAAUUUUUUUUUUUAAGCUUUUUUACACAUCCAUGAAAGUCACAUAUACCAUACAGCUUAUCCACACCAUGAGAGACAUGCAUGCACAUACUGCCCAUGUCUCCACUAGUGCCAUAAUUUUGGGUACACCUCGCUUUGGUUUCUCUUCCUUCCAUUAAUGGUUCUUGUUUGGAAAGCAACACUAUCUAUGCACAUGGUUGGGACCCCUUGGAUCAGGAUGUAUGUAUUUUAUUUUUGUGCUUUGUAGCAUAUAUGAAGAUUUAGGGUUUUGUCUGUGUUCGUAUGUAGGCAACAUAUAUACAGUACGUACAUCUAUGACCAACGGACAAAUGUAAAAAGUUGCACAUAAAAUCUGGAUUUCUUUGAAGGUUGCUGACAAAGACAAGGAUAAAGAAAUUGAUUUUGGAAGAGAUGCGUGGUGGAGGGAAUCCCUUAGGGUAUGUAUAAUGUUCAUUUAAUUGUGCUUAGCUGUGUGUCACCAAGGUGGAAACUGAAACACUGCGUGACCUGACAUGAUUGUGCAGAGUUUUAGAAGGCGCUGUGCAUUUUUCCAGCAAUUGCAAGCCCCAGUUCUUAAUCGGAGCAGAAUUCUGGAAUAUAUUCAUUUACCGUGAGCCUUCUGAUGUGGAAAUCUGAUGUGGAAAAGGGCACUCCAUCCUUUGCGUAACGCACAUGGGAACAAUGCUAAUAUAAAGUAUGCCCCCUUCAAACAACCACCCCCGUGUAAGAAUAUUUCGCAUGAAUUGACUUGGUUCAUGUGCAUCAUUAUCUUGUAUACUUUGGAAGCGAAUUUCAACCUUGUUUUUUUUACCCCUUCGGCCACUUCAAUCUGUGGAACUGCCACUCUUCCCGGGGCUGCAAAUACUUGCUCUGCAUUUCUGAGAAAUUGACCUUUUAGCGUGGCGGCACCUAAGCUUCAGAACUCCCUGCCUAUUUAUAUUAGACAGGUUCCCUUCUUUUGAGCCCCUGUAAAAAUAAGCAUUUUUGUUUAGGCAAGUAUUUCAGACAUGUAGAAUGUUGGCAUGCAUCUUAAUUUUUUAAAAAGUUUUUCGUGGGUUUAAAUUAUUUUUAAAAUAUCUUGAUUUGUUGACUGUUUUUUAAUCAAUAAUGAGAUUUAUUUGUUUUGUAAACUGCUUCGAAUGUUUUUUUUUAAUUAAAAAAAAAACCCCAUCAAGCAGUAAAUACAUUUUAUCAAAUAGACAACUUUUUACACUACAAAGUACAACCAGAGCCCUUAUUUUAUGUAGGGUGAGGGGUGGGGAGUCCAUGAUGGAGCAAACCACCACUUUUUAAAUCCUGCCAGCCUUAAAACAACCAGGGUGGAAGGUGUAGGAAGGGUGGGAAGAAAGAGAGGAAGAGAGAGAUUUUACUUCCCCUCAUCCUCAUUUUUGAAAUUUCCCCUUUUAUCAGUUUCAACUGGAGGAGGAAUAACACUGUAUGCAAUACACUCUCACAUCCUCACCACACAUUUAAAGCACAUUGCUUCCUCCAAAGAAUCCUGGGAACUGUCAUUUGCACCUUCCAGAACUACAAUUCCCAGCACCGUUGACAAAACUACAGUUCCCAGGUCAUUCCCCUCUGUUGGAGGAAAGAGCUGUGUAUGCUACACUAACUGUCCUCCCCCUGCCCCGCCAACAAGUGGAAAAUGCUGUCCCUUCAUCAGUGCUGUGGUAAGAGUCAACUGCCAUCCCAGUUGGCUUCUGCACAUGGAAAAGGAGCGGAGGCCAUCUUGUCUUUUACCUCAGGCAAAAAGGCUGGCCCUGCCUGGUUCAGACAGUGUGGUAUUAAAAUAGAGAUGCAGACAAGACAUUACUGUAACCGAAGCCAACUGAUUUUAAUGCGUUUACUCUAACACUGGAACUCCCCUAAAGGUUUUUGGCUGGCAUCUUUUAACGGUUAAUAACAAAAUAAAACAAAACUGCUAUUUAACCACAAGGAGAGUAUGUGUUUAUGCUUUAAAGAACACCAUUUAGAGGGGAAGAGAGGAAUGUACACUUGAAUGCCGUUCCUUGUCUGCUGCACUGAGCUUCUUAGAGGACAGGGAGGAUAAAACCUACAACCUAGAGCAAAUAAGUACGACAAAUCCCGAAAUCCUCAAGUUAAUUGCUAGCUGUGGGUCAGAUUUCAAGUUUCUUUCCUUCAGCCCACCCCAAUACCAGGCUGCUACCCAGUCCGGGAUUUUCUCGAGGAUGCUCAGCUGAACCCAGUGAAGCGGACGUACAAUUUUAAAGGGGAAGGCCGGAAGAGGAUCUCCAUCUUCCAACAGAUGACUGACAUGACCCUACCAAGCAGCUUCAAAUACAUCCCUCCUUCGUUUGUGGAGCUGGCUGAGAAAAAGCGCGUGACAUAUUCCUUCAGGAGCGUCUCGAGGGAGGCGCCCACGACUGCCUCCUAUAGAGAUAAGGUAAAAGUAAAGAAAUGGGCCCAUUCAUUAAAAAAAUAUUUGGGGGGGGCAUUCAUUUUAAUAACUAAGGAGGGGGGAAACCCAGCCAGGUGGGUGGGGUAUAAUAAUUAUAAUUAUAAUUAUUAUAAUAAUUAUAGUGGAAUCUCAGUUUUCGAGCGUCUUGGAAGCCAAAUGUUUCGGAAGCUGAACACCAAAAACCCGCAAGUAAUUGCUUCCAUUUUCGAAUGCACCUCAGAAGUCAAACGGUUUCCACUGCGUGUUUUUCUUUUUUUCUCAAUGGCUUUUGCCAGCUGCCCAUUGCUCAUUGGUUUUCAAACAUUUCGGAAGUCGAACGGUCUUCCGGAACAGAUUACGUUCAAAAACUGAGGUUCCACUGUAUUAUUAUUACUCAGCUUUAAAGGUUAAAUGUCUAGCUUUGCAAAUUUAGAUAAUGUCGCUAUAGAAAUACACUGCAUUUCAUCACCGCGCCCAAGUCCCCUGGGUGCCUGCUCAGUCUGUUAUCCGAAUGCUGUUGAUGGACAACUUCAGAACCCCUGCUCUCUCGCUCUCUUUUGGGGGGGGAGGGGGGGUCCCUGGUAUGCCCCGCAAAGGACCUGAAGGUCCAUGAAUAAUCACAGUUUUAGAGGUCAGAUUAUUAUUAAAGAAGUCAGAUUAUCCUCCACCAGGGCCAGGGCUUUCGCAGUGAUGGCUCCAAUCUGGUGUAAUGCUCUGUCCCAUGAGACCAGGGCCCUGCAGGAUUUAUUUUCCUUCCGCAGGGCCUGUAAAACAGAGCUAUUCCGCCUGGCUUUCAAUUUGAACUUAGCCUGAUCUUUUAUUCCCCUUCCUUCCCUCUCCCUCCCCUUUUUAUGAAGAUUACCCGCUCUGGGAUCCCACAGUUAAUUCUCCCCUGGCCUCCUCGCUGGCCCAAAUAGGACUAAUUUAGCCAGCUAGCCCAGGUGAUCAUCUAAUGUUUAUUGGAUGGAUUUCCCCCUAAAAAUUGAUUUUUGAAUUCUGAAUUUAUUGUUAUUCAUGUUUUAUGCUGUAUUUUAUGCUGUUUUUUGUUGCAUCAAUUAAGUGUUUUAAAUUUGUUGUUAGCCACCCUGAGCCUGGUUUUCUGAACCGGGAAGGGUGGGGUGUAAAUAAAAAUGUAUGUAUGUAUGUAUGUAAAUUGGGCUGGGACUGGACAGUGCUUCAGAUAGAAGCCUUCCUCAAAGAGAGGACUGUUCUCUGAUAGAGGACAGUCUUCUAUGUGAAGGCCUAUCAAGCAGACAGGGGCGCCAACCAGAAGGAGUUUCCGCCCCCUCAGUAUUUGUGUGUAGGGGGCUAAGUCCCCUCCCUCAAUAUUGAGAGGGCUGCCAUCCCCCGCAGCCUGCCACCGCCGGGUGAGCAUUUGUGUGCGCAGAAGGGUGCAUGACGUCAUUGUGUGUGAUGUCACACGUGCGUGUGAUGUCAUGUGGGGAGAAGGUCGGCACCCCUGCAAGCAGAACACAUGACCCCACCACAUGAACCUGCCCAAUAAUCAAGCUCUGCGAGGAGAGAAGAAGCAGGGCCUUCUGGAUUGUGGCACCUUCUCUCAGAAAUCAUCUGAAGGCAACCCUCUUCUCAGCUUUCAGAACAAAGAUAAUGUUAUAAUUUGAACGUUGACUUGUGAGCUGCUGAAGAAAGGGUAGAGAAAGCUUUACCCUGUCAGAUUUGUUAGCUGCCUCCUGAAUCUUUGUGAUGAGGAAUUGGGGAAACAACUAUUUUAAAUAGUAUAUAAUAAAAUAAAACUUGGGUUACUGACAUUUGUAUUGUGUACACUUGAUUCCCCGCAGGAUAUAAACACUGACCCCGGGCAGUACGAUCUUUUCCCUCCUCCUGUGCCCACUUUUCCAACCAAGUGAGUACACAGUCUUUGCUAAUCUCGUUUCUCCCUCCCGCUCCUCCCCCACCCUGUACAGAUUAUUUUUGCCUGCUUUAUUUUAAAGCCUUCAUUUUGCCUCAUUUCCAAGCGUCGGCAAAUCCCAUGGCUGAGGACAAAGGGCGAUUCGUGCCACCACCUCAGAUAGGCUCCUGCUGAUUUCAAUAAGCAGGCUUCAAUUAAAAAGGUGGUUUGUUUUCAUGAAAGGGCCUCGCUUUGAGAGCUGACCUCCAUUUGCACUGAGAGCAUGGGGCAUGGCGGGGGCGGGCGGGCUGUAUGCUUCUGAAGACCAGUUGCUUCCAAAGGAGGGAAGAGGGCUUGGGUCCUGCUUCUGGGCAUCUGAUUGGCCACUGUGAAAACAGGAUGCUGAACUACAUCAGGGGUCAGCAAACCUUUUCAGCAGGGGGCCGGUCCACUGUCCCUCAGACCUUGUGAGGGGCUGGACUAUAUUUUUUUUUGGGGGGGGGAAUGAAUGAAUUCCUAUGCCCCACAAAUAACCCAGAGAUGCAUUUUAAAUAAAAGGACACAUUCUACUCAUGUGAAGACACCAGGCAGGCCUCAUAAAUAACCCAGAGAUGCAUUUUAAAUAAAAGGACACAUUCUACUCAUGUGAAAACACCAGGCAGGCCCCACAAAUAACCCAGAGAUGCAUUUUAAAUAAAAGGACAUAUUCUACUCAUGUAAAAACAUGCUGAUUCCCAGACCAUCCACGGGCCGGAUUGAGAAGGCGAUUGGGCCGCAUCCGGCCCCCGGGCCUUAGUUUGCCUACCCAUGAACUAGAUUGACCUCUGGACUGGUCUGCUGGGAUCUUCUUAAGUUCUUGUGCAAAGAAUCAGUCACUAGUGCAUUAUUUUUAUUUGAAUUUAUUAGUUGCUUGUUAGUUGCUACACACACAAACAAAAUCUCCAAAUGACCAAGGCUGCGUACAUGCCGUGCAUUCAAAGCAACCCCUACCCCAGCAAAUCCUGGGAACUGUUGUUUGGGGAGGGUGCAAAGGCACAAUUAAAUAAGCAAAACACCUAAACCCACGGUCCAAUUAAAACAACACAAUUGAAAUAGGUGUGUUUCCUGCACAUUCUUUAAGCUUUGCAUAUUGUCUGCUAAGUUGCAUGCUGACUUUUGAUCAGAUACAUUUCUAAGCUAAAAGAAAAAUGGGACUGGGGACCAUUUCUGAAGUUGAGGACUUCUCAAAAGAACUUAAAACACAUUCUCUCUCCCCCCCCCCCCCCCAAAUGCAGGAAUUAUAUGUUUCGAUCUGCAGUUCAACGGCUUAACACUUUUGGUCCGGUAAGUAUUCUGCUGAUUGAGGACUUGUUAGGUUUGCAAAGAAGAAGAAAGUAAAUGCACACUUACAAAUAGAUGCUAAUAUGUAAGAUUCACACCUGCUAAUGAAGCAAGGAAGCCAAGGCAUUUCAUCAUGGACCUGAAUAUUCCCUGGAAAUUGUGAUUGGCUGUGAGUGCUGGGAAUUCUAGUUGUAAUCCCAACUCUCCCUCAGAAAGCUACACUUCUCACCCUUCCUUGGUUAGGAGCUGUGACGGUUAAACAGACUUGAAACUAGAUUAAAUUUAUAGUGUAAAUUUGGGAUGGUGCUGUGGGUUAAACCACAGAGCCUAGGGCUUGCCGAUCAGAAGGUCGGCGGUUCGAAUCCCUGCAAUGUGGUGAGCUCCCGUUCUUCGGUCCCUGCUCCUGCCAACCUAGCAGUUCGAAAGCACAUCAAAGUGCAAGUAGAUAAAUAGGUACCACUCCAGCAGGAAGGUAAACGGUGUUUCCUUGCGCUGCUCUGGUUCACUAGAAGCCCCUUAGUCAUGCUGGCCACACGAACCGGAAGCUGUACAUCGGCUCCCUCAGCCAGUAAAGUGAGAUGAGUGCCGCAACCCCAGAGUCAUCCACGACUGGACCUAAUGGUCAGGGGUCCCUUUACCUUUACCUAAACCUUUUGGGGGCUUGAGCCUUAUUGAGCCAGGGUCAACCCUCUGGAGGCUUCGUGCCAAAGUGGGCUAAAAUGUAAAAGGGAGUGUGGCCAAUUUAUUAUUAUUUUUAUUAUAAAAUAUACUUUUUGGGAUGAGGGCAUACACUGGAGACUUUCUGAAAUGAUUCCUAAGGCUGAAAUCCUGUACACUCUUACCUUGGAGUAAGUUCCAUUAAAUUUAAUAGAACUUCCUUUUGAGUAGACAGGGUUAGAAAUGCAGAAUUUCUGCACUGGAAAAAAACCCCCACACGUUGUUUAAUUAUUGUACUUCAAUCGCAUAAGGUGUGAAGGGGUGGGGGUGUUAUCCAACAUGGCAACUUGGUGCCCGCUUACAUCUGUUGAUGGCUCCAGGAACAGCUUUCUUCACUAAGGUAGCAGGGUACAGAAUCUCACCGUGGGCCUUGCAUGGAUGAAGUGUGACAUAAGGGGGAAAGGGAGUGGUGAGCUUGGGGACAUGAGUCAUGAUGAUUCACAUGCAUGCAUUCCUGGUGCCCUUUGAGUCACAAAUGAGCCAGCUCCCAUGUUAUCACUCUGCACCCAUAAAGAGAUGUUCCCAUGGGACUUGCAGGCAGCCUUCCUUGCACAAUGGAGGAUGGGUCUGUUGCAAAGAGGCUGCUGCUGCUGCUGCUGCCACGUUAGGAAUUUUGAGCCUGAGCAAAGUUUGCCAAGUGGUAGUAACUUCGCAUGCUGAGCACAUAACCACUUGGUAAGAGGACUACCCUUUCCUGUCUUGGUUUGGAAAUCCAGGCGAAAUAUUGAGAUUCUACUCACUGCUCGGCAAGACCAUACUGAUAACGUGGGUGGCGCUGUGGUCUAAACCACUGAUCCUCUUGGGCUUGCUGAUCAGAAGGUUGGCGGUUCAAAUUAUUAUGACCGGGUGAGCUCCCGUUGCUCUGUCCCAGCUCCUGCCAACCUAGCAGUUCGAAAGCACGCCAGUGCAAGUAGAUAAAUAAGUACCACUGCGGCGGGAAGGUAAAUGGCAUUUCCAUGCACUCUGGUUUCUGUCACGGUGUUCCAUUGCAGCAGAAGCGAUUUAGUCAUGCUGGCCACAUGACCCGGAAAGCUGUCUGCAGACAAAUGCCGGCUCCCCCGGCCUGAAAGCGAGAUGAGUGCUGCAACCCCAUAGUCGCCUUUGACUGGACUUAACUGUCCAGGGGUCCUUUACCUUACCUUUACUGAUGACCAGCUUUACCUAGUCAUUGAGAUGCAUGCUGUGAUAAUCAUGGCAAGGAGUUGUCUAUAGUCAACUCAUUUUUAGACUCUGUUAUGGGACAACCUGAACAUUCAAGGGAGAUGUGUGGUCAGAAACGAGCUUUUGAAAACCUAACCCAGAUGUCUGGGCAGCUAUGAGCAUGUGAAGAAUGCCUAACAGGAACCUAAAGUUUAUAGCACUAGAGUUCAAGAAACACUUUCCGCACAGUCGCUUGACCACAACUCAGCAUGUCUUUAAAUAGAGUUACGGCUGGCAUUGUUGGACUGAAUAUUGUUACUGCUUUGCUGCCUAUGCAGAAAUAAAAGUUUGGGCUCCUAGUAUUUAUACUAGGCCUCGUGAAGUCAGAGGCUUCAUACUGCCCGCCAAGAGCAAACACUGAUGUUCUACGCUCCUAUUCUCUUCUGCAUUGUAAAGUAAUUUGAGGACAGGGUGUCCCUCAUGUAGGCUAAUUUACUAAACCAGGCCCAAUCCCAGUUCAAGCAUUGCUCUCUUAAGGGCCUGCUCUCCUAAGGGCUGUCUGUUCCCUUAUAUUGCCAUACCCUCCAACAUUUCUCUGAUGAAAACAGGGACUUCCUAAAGAAAACUGGGACAUUCCAGGAACCUGUACAGCUUCUAUAAAUCCGGGGACUGUACCUGGAAAACAGGGACACUUGGAGGGUCUGUAUUUCUUCAGGGAAAGAUCUCCUUUCCUAUGGGCUCAGAUGCCCAGCUCGUUUCCACCAGAGGCUAUGCAUUCAGUAUCAUGAGCCCAAUGUUGUGGAACUCGCUCCCAGUUGAUAUUCGACAGACUCUCUCCAUGUAAAACUUUUCAAAGAACUUUCAGGCGGCAUAUUAAGGAAGUUUUCUGUUGUUACGAUUCAUUUUAAUUGAUCUUAUCCAUUGUGUGCGUUUAAAUUUUUGUGUGUGUACACUGCUUAGAAGCUUCAGAAAUUAAGAGGUUCAUAAAUAGCUUAAAUAAAUAAAACCAGACCAUCACAGAGUCCGUAUAUUGGGUAGCCUGUGCUGGCAAACACCAAAUACUUGUUACAUCCCCACAAAAUAAUGCUGGAAGAAUGCUGGAGAGGGAAGAACAAGAGAAUCCCUAUUAGAAGUUCUGGCCUUCAGAAGAACUUGUGCAUUCCACUUGCAAGGUCUGUACAGUCACACCUUUCCCAUUUGAUGGAUGUGUUGACUGUGAUUGUCCAGAUAUAGUCAGGAAGAACAAGCACACGUCCAUUAUUGAUGCAUCUGUGCCUUUGGUUAAUAAAAACCCAGAAUUCAGGAGCUGAGGCUGCGAGGAAGUAUCAAGAUCUUGUCAUCAAUAUUAAGCAAGUGUAUCAGCUGGAGAGCGUAUGAGUCACCCCAUCAUAAUCUUGAUAAAUGGCUUGAUCCCGAAAGCGUUGAAAAGGUAGCGUCGACCGUAUGAAACUCCCCAAAAGAUGAAUCAGUCAUGUCCUCGAAGCUGUCACUUGAACACCGGCAGAAAUAUCCAGAAGAUCUUGAACAUCGCCGAUGCCGGAGCCUAUGUGUGUUUUUCAUGCCUCCCCCACAAAACAUUCUUGCACCCGAAUGUAGAAUUUGUACCAAGGGGACAUCUAUGUCAUGUUCUGUGAGGCAGAUAUUAUUGUAUAAACCGCUUUGGAAAAGUACCGUUGGAAAAGUGGAGUGCAAAUAUUAAAUCAAAAGUAAACUCAACAUUCAAAUUAAUUGUAUCUUUAGGCACUUGUCCUUCUUCACACAAGCCUGGUUGUGGAAAAUGAUAGCUUUUUAAAGAAUUUGCAACGUAUUUUUUGUUUUAUUUUGUAAGGAUGAUUGAAGACAUGAAAGGAGAUAUGUGUUAUUUUGUUAUUGUGCUUAGCUCAUGGAGCACAAUUUGGGAACCCAUGUUCUAAAACAUAGGCACCAACCCUUUGGGGCUGAGGACGCCUCAGUCCCCCUGAAGUAUGUAGGGACAUGCCUGAGCCCCCACCCCCAAUCUUGGGGAACUGGGCCAGGGUGCCGGAGGGCCCUGCCAGGCCUUGCGGCCUUCUCCCAAUGCACGUGAUGUCACACGUGUGUGUUGCACAUGUGAUGUCACACACACAUGAUGAGCUCCCCCCCCCCAAUGUUGGGUGGAACUUGACACCUCUGUUCUAUAGGAAUCAUAGUUCAGAAGCAGAGCAUAUAGCUUACACGCAGAAGGUUGCUUGAUACAAUCUCUGGUAUCUCUGCUUUCCUCCACCCCAAAGAUACCAGAGGAUAUGGGAAACCUCUGCCUAAGACCAUAGAGUGCUGCUGCCAAAGGAGACCACACAGGCUAGAUGGAAAAAUAAUUUGACAUGCUACUACAGGCAGCUUUCUGUAUUCCAGCUUUCUCAAGGUCUCAUAUGCUAUGUUAGGGGUGUUUAUUUAGGGUUCAGGGCCUUCUCGGUAGUGGCACCUGCCCUGUGGAACGCCCUCCCACCAGAUGUCAAAUAGAACAACAACUACCAGACUUUUAGAAGACAUCUGAAGGCAGCCCUAUUUAGGGAAGCUUUUAAUGUUUAAUAGGUUAUUGUAUUUUAAUAUUCUGUUGGAAGCCGUCCAGAGUGGCUGGGGAAACCCAGCCACAUGCGCGGGGUAUUAUUAUUAUUAUUAAUAAUAAUUCCCCAGUGAUGGUGAACACAUCAUGUUCCUUGUGCACAUCUGUUUAAAUCGGGGUGAGGAAUCUGUGGACUUCCAGAGAUCAUUGGACUCCCAGUCCUAUCUGCCCCAGCCAGCAUGUGCAAUGGUCAGGGAUGUCGGAAAUUGUAGUUCAGCAACAUCAGGAGGUCCAUGGGUUGCCCAGCCCUGAUAAAAAUGCACACAUUGGAACAGAAAGGCACAAUGAAAUUGGCAUUUCACACACUCCAUCUACUACUUUGUUGUUGGCACUGGUCUGUCUCAAGACACUAUGGAGUGCAUGUCUGGGGAUGAAGUCAAAUCACUUUUCCCAGUGGUGAUGUAUGGAAGUGAGAGCUGGACCAUAAAGAAGGCUGAUUGCCGAAGAAUUGAUGCUUUUGAAUUAUGGUGCUGGAGGAGACUCUUGAGAGUCCCAUGGACUGCAAGUAGAUCAAACCUAUCCAUUCUUAAGGAAAUCAGCCCUGAGUGCUCACUGUAAGGACAGAUCCUGAAGCUGAGGCUCCAAUACUUUGGCCACCUCAUGAGAAGAGAAGACUCCCUGGAAAAGACCCUGAUGUUGGGAAAGAUGGAGGGCACAAGGAGAAGGGGACAACAGAGGAUGAGAUGGUUGGACAGAGUUCUCGAAGCUACCAGCAUGAGUUUGACCAAACUGUGGAAGGCAGUGGAAGACAGGAAUGCCUGGCGUGCUCUGGUCCAUGGGGUCACGAAGAGUCGGACACGACUAAACGACUAAACAACAACAAGCAGCACCAAAAUAACCUCCCCUGGAUGCAAGCCUGGGCAGUGUAUAUAGAGGUCCUGGGCUGCCCAGACGACAAGACCCGCCCCACUCUCGGCCUUGCUGAUGUGGUCGAAAAGGAAAGCAGAGCAAUACAUUUGGCACCAGGCGCCAUCUGAUCAUCCGGAUUUGUGUAGGGUUUACUCCUUAGCCGUUUCUUCUCCCUUGAUGUGCAGAACAGCUGGUUACGCAGCCUUCCAAAGAGGACUCCCUCUUCUGGUACAGAAACAAUCAUCGGAUCAUCACUAGUCCCUAUUUUUCUUUGGAAAUGUUUCAGCUGGUGGAACACACUGUGCUAUGAAGCCAGGGGGCAGGGAGAGCGUUACAGCUUCUUAACACCUAACGCAUUUAGUGAACAGAGGUGACAGUUUGUGGCUGUGAUUCAUGCCUGACUUACAUAGAGAAAAAGUGCCGUGCUCAAAUUAACCACCAAAUCUGUACAGUAUAAAAGGAGAACAGUCGACCUGUUGUCGAGCAAUCCAGACAGGCUGCGGAAAGGAGAUAGGCCGCAGUCAGAAGAAGGUCCAGAUUUACUGGCUUCCUCCGUUGUAACAGGUGAAACUUUUAAGGAGGCUGAUAAGAUAUAUUAGUGUUGACCAGGAAUGAGGAACCUCAGCCCUGGGGUCCAGAUGUGGCCCUCUAAUUCUCUCUAGUGAUCCUCAGGACUCUCCCUAGGCACACUGCCUCUUCCCUGGCAACACCUCCCACUGGCUCUGCUGCACGCUAUCUAUGAGUGUUUUUGCCUGGCUGGAAUGUGCCCAUGAGCUCUGAUAAUGCCACUUGCUUGUCUAGAUCAUAGAAUCAUAGAAUCAUAGAGUUGGAAUAGACCACAAGGGCCAUCGAGUCCAACCCCCUGCCAAGCAGGAAACACCAUCAGAGCACUCCUGACAUAUGGUUGUCAAGCCUCUGCUUAAAGACCUCCAAAGAAGGAGACUCCACCACACUCCUUGGCAGCAAAUUCCACUGUCGAACAGCUCUGUCGAACAGGUGGAAUCUUCUUUCUUGUAGUUUGGAUCCAUUGCUCCGUGUCUGCUUCUCUGGAGCAGCAGAAAACAACCUUUCUCCCUCCUCUAUAUGACAUCCUUUUAUAUAUUUGAACAUGGCUAUCAUAUCACCCCUUAACCUCCUCUUCUCCAGGCUAAACAUGCCCAGCUCCCUUAGCCGUUCCUCAUAAGGCAUCGUUUCCAGGCCUUUGACCAUUUUGGUUGCCCUCCUCUGGAAGGUAUGUGAGAUGAAGGUAUGUGAGUGUAGAAACACACAAUGGUACAGAAUUUCUCCUCCCACUUUUGCCUUGGGCCCUGCCCAGUGGCUGGCAUGUGGCCUUGAAGGGUUGUCCAGGAGGAGAUGCAGCAAAGUUUCCCCAAUCCUGGUCCACCCAGCAUGUUGCUCAGGGGUUGCAAAAUUCAGUUUUGGUUGGCACAGAAUGCGGGUGUGCUAAGUGCAGUGUAGUCACAAACCUGCUUCAGUUUCUGUUGAAGUCCAUGUCCAGCAAAACAGCCACUCAUGCCAAUUGCUUUAUAGCCUGAUGCUUUCAACAGGUUUGCCUGGGAAUGAGGUCAGAGGCAGACCAUAGGUUGUCGCCCCCUAUCCAGAGAGCAGAUGUUGGUCAGAAAGGUUGUUGGCAUGGAAUUAUAAAAAACAUUGAUGAUGAUGAGAGGCAGGACUAUGAUGUUGAAAGCACUUCGGAAUUCAGACCGUGGGAAGCCAAAACAAAAAUUAUUACAAUUUGGAAGACAAUUGGACUUUUUUCAUUUUAGUUUUUUAUUUUUAUUGGAUUUGAUUUGAUAUGUUAAUUGGAUGUUUUUAUUGGAAAAUUAAUAAACGCUUUAAAAAAAAAAGAAAGGUUGUUGGCAUCUGUCUAUCUUGGGAGGCAAUGAAGGAAUGAGCCCUUGGGGGUGAAGUCAAAGUGUUGGAAGUUUGCAGUGCCUGCUGUGGCUGUAGAGACUGACAUGGGAGAGACAUGUUUUGUUGCAACUGGGGCAGAUGAAGGCAUCUGGUUGUGCUGCUACAGGUACACCACAGCAUAGGCGUUCACCCAAGUUGAAAUGUAAUCGGUAAGGGUUCGUACAGUUUCAAAAAAUGGCAAAACCUGUUCAGUCAGAGACAACAGUGCAGUUGUGGGGGGUAUUUUUUUCAGCCCGAAGGAAGCGUUUCCUUCUGGGUGACCUCCCAGGAGCCAGCGGUGGGUGGGGCCAGAGGAAAAAGUGGGUGGAGCAACAGAGGUGACUUUUACCUUUAUACAGUAGGCUGGCUUCUACACAUGCUCACAUCCCUCUCUUCCAGGCCAGCAGUGUGCAUUAUAACAAUUCAAGGGCUCUCCUGGUCCUUGGAGAUCAUGGGGGGAGGGGAGCUGCCCUUUGCAGGAGGAGGAGACACCCCAGCUUCUUCACUAGCCUGACUCACCUCUGCCUCUUGGCCCUCCUCCUCUCCAGCGUCCGCUUCUGCCUCUGAUUCUGGACUGCUCUCUGCCACGGACUCUUCCUGCUCACUAAACCCUGUUGUCUCUUCAGCUUCCGACACCUCCUCCUCCCAAUCUUCUCCGUCUUCUCACUCAUCAUUGUUCCACUACCAAUCCCUGGACUCUGAGCCUUCAUCUCUUGGGGGUUCCCCAGCUGGUACCUCCCACCAUUCCUCUGCGUCCAGCCAGCCCAUGACAUUGUGUGUGUGUGUCUUGAUGUUGGCAAGGAUUCUCCCUGCCAAAUGAGCCUGGCAUUUUAUUUCAUCAGCUCUACAGCGCCAUCCGCAGAACUGAUUCAAUGUCUAUUUUCGCCCUCUUGUCUUUCGGAAAGUUACGCCUACGUGUCUUUUUUUCUUUUGAAGAAAUAAAGCGACCCAGCUCUGCUGUUUUUCUUUGGGCUUAAAGAACCUCUGCUCCUUCCAAAUACCGUGGCUAAUUUUCAGAUGCCAGCCAUGCCAAAUCCUUGAUCAAACACAGAGCAGGAUUUUGACUUAAAAGAGCACACUUCUCCUGUCUCCCUGAUCAGAUUAGCGCUUUUGAAGUCCUACAAUGGAGGAUCCUGGGGAAAGGGGAAAUCCUUGCGAGGGUUGAUCAGCAUUUCUUUUGUGAAAGCAGAGCAAAGGAUUGUGUGCAACUUGAAUUCUCUUGAGGUUGUGCUUUGGCUUUUAAAUAGAUGUUAACCUUUUAUUUGAAAAUCCUUGAGGAUCUCAUUAAUGUCCCGAUGCCAGGUGGCCUUCCGUGAUAGAAGAGACAUUUUGUGUAAACAACAGCUCCUUAAAUGAGUUAUUGAUACAGCUGCUGUCCAAUAUUUUGCAACAAAUGAGCUGUAACCGACAUCUUAACAUUUGCAGCAGCAAUCGCCAUGUGUGCUUUGCAGGUGAUAGGCUGGACUGUCUAUUAUUUGGGGGGCUGGGACAGGACAGGACAAGACAGGGCAGAGGACCUCCAUGAAGGGUCUUUUGAGGGACAUGUGUGCAAUGCACUUCAUUGUGCAUUGUUGCCAUAUGUGCAACAUUCACCCUGUUUUAUUACCCUGGUAAGUAAACAGACAGCCACAGUUUCCUGUUACAGGUGUAACAGGAAACUAUGGCUUAAAGUAGGGAUGGAGAUCUGGGGCUCUUCAGAUGUUUCUGGACCACAGCUUCCAUCAUCAAUGACCACUGGCCAUACUGUCUACAAGCCAACUAUGUCUGGAAGACCCCAGCUUCCCAUCCCCUUGUUUAAAGAGAUGAGGAUUUAAGUGCUGAAGCUCCCCACAGAGGGAAAGUCAAUGUAUGGAGCCCAGUGCUCACUCUCAACUUAUUUAGCUGUUAGUUCAAGCUUUCCAGACUUUUCAUAUUGGUGACACACUUUUUAGACAUGCAUCAUUCUGCGGCACAGUAAUUCAGUUUUACUAGCAAACCAGAGGUUGAACUAACCCCUUUCCGGUCCCAGGAGGAGCACAGGAAGCGUUCGUGUGACACACCUACACACUGCAGCCAACACACUAAUGUGUCAUGAUCCACAGUUUGGAAAUCUCUGUUAUUAAGUCAGUAAUGUUAUGCCCAAACUGCCCAAUGUAAGGGCCAGUUCAGAUGUAACAACAAUCUAUGGUUUAAUUGUUAUGAGCAUGAUGAACCAUCAGGGUUGCACAUUGCCUCCUCCACUCAGGUGGAGAGGUCAUUAAAGGAAUCCAGUUGUGGUUUGCCACAAACCACUGUUUACUGUUUAGUCUGAAUAUAGCAACCCUUGAUUUAUUGUUCUCAAACAAGGAUCUGAAACCAGGAUCAAGUCAUGGUUAUGACCAGACUGUUAAUGGUUUUUUAAUAUAAAGAAUAGGAAAGCAUAAAUGUAUCAAAACCGGAAAGAAGAAACCUUCGUCUAGUCCCAGAAGGAGGCCUGUCCACCUACCUGUUUCAGUUGCUAUGGAAUGACUCAUCUCUCAUCAUCAUCAUGCUUAACUUUUUCCAAGCGGCCAUCCGCUUUCCGUAUAUUAAGAUUUCUUUCCAUUAAAACCACGAAGCAAAUUUUUGCUUGGCAAAAUACCCAGGGAAUGGAAUUUUAGUGUCUGCAGCAAAAAAAUUUGCUAGGCUCCAGGCCUAGCAGAUUUUUUUGCCAAGUUCAGGGGUGAGAGGUAAGGCAUCUCAGCACGGGGGGGGGGGGGGGGAGACAAAGAGCCAGUGACCUGUUGGCUUGCCCUGUCUUGCUGUCUAGGUUCUAACUGCUUAUGGGCGACUUCAACACCGCUCUUCUCCCUUCCUUGCUUUUAAAGUGGACUUGAGCCAGACAACCCUUCAAAUAGCGAAAAUCCUCUGUAAAGUAGGACACUCUCAUCCUACACUCUAAAGUUACGCAUGCUGGCUUGUCCUCAGGGGAAUUGUAUUCCCAUGAAGUUGGAGGGCAUCAGAAUGGGGAAGUCUGGUCUACAGGCUGUCACAAAGCAUUUCCUUAAAAGUGGCUGUUCUUCUCAAGUGUUGUUUUUUUUUAAUGUCCCUACUAUGUUGUGUCCAGGUGCAUGGGUGCAGUCAGGAUUUAUUUUGGGUGGGCAGGCUUCAUGUAUUUUAUACUGUAUUUUAAUAUUUUAAUAUUUUGUUGAAAGCCGCCCAGAGUGGCUGGGGAAGCCCAGCCAGAUGGGCGGGGUAAUAAUAAUAAUAAUAAUAAUAAUAAUAAUAAUGUGGGGGAGAACCUCAGUUAGUUAAGUAUUUUUAUUGAUUUACUUGGUGGGGGAGGGGCAGCCCCCCCCAGCUAUGCCUAUGUCCACAUGAAAUUUUCAGAAAUCUGUACAAAGCCCUUAAACCUCUCUCUCCUCUGGACAAAAUAAAUUGCUACAGAAGAAAGGAUGGGGGGGGGGACAAAACAAAACACCAAAUACACACAAGAGAGGUUGCCAUUUCAAAUGUGUUAAAAAAGCAUCAUUUUUAUGCUCUAAGGAACAUGACAGAUGCUAACACAUGAACACGAGAGGCGGGGAAUAGACAGGCGUUAACUUAUCUACUGAACAUAAAUAGAUUUUAUUUUUCUUGGCUUUAUAACAAUAAUAUGAAAGUGUUGCUUGACGCGUUGGUGCCACUUGUGUCUGCGAGGGAUCGAAAAUAGAUGGACGGGCCUAAAGGGUUUUGUUGUGAAGCAAUGAGACAGCCCCGUGAUCUGUGUCAGUUGUUCAUAUAUUAAAAGGUUUGCUUGUUUCUCUUUCCAAGAUGAGGCUGAUAUCCCGUAAUUACUUCAGGGGCAUGUGAACCUGUCAGAAACCAUCAGCGUUGCUCAGAUCUUCUGGGGCAAAAAAUGAAAUGUUAUUUCUGGCUUUCUCAGAACACAAUGAAAGGACGGGAAUAGUUUGUUCUGUGCCAGUGGCUCGUAAACUGUGUUCGGAAGGUGAACCCUGGGGUUUUCCUAGGAUCUUAGCAAGGAUUCUCAAUGAGACAAUUACUAAUGGCGGACCUUGGAAGACAGCUUGCCCAAUAUUGCAAAUGUUCACCAGGUGUUACUAACCUCAAAAUUGGAUUGCUUAAAGAUGCUCUAUAUGGGGUCUCCCUUGGGCUUACUCCAGAAGCAAUGGUGGUACUUUCUCUAAUUUUAUGUUAUGUCAUGCUCCCCAUGGCAGCCAUUUUGUGCCAAGCCAUGCCCCCAUGGUAGCCAUUUUGUAACUGGCACCCUCUGCACCCUCUCAAAAUUCAAAAUGGGCCCCCAGUCCAAGAAGGUUGGUGACCCCUGGCUUCCAGACUGAAAUGUGACAAUAUCAUCAUCAUCAUCAUUAAAAUUUCUAUACUAUUCCUUAAGAGAGGACCUUUUCUGUGUUGGCUUCCCAAUUGUGAAAUGCUCUCCCCAGAGAGGCUCACUGGUGCCAUCAUUAUGUCUUUAGGUGCCAGGCAAAAACAUUCCCCUUACCCAGGCCUAUAGCUAUUAAAUAAUCUGUGGAAGUUAUUAUGAUGACUAUUUUAGUAUUAGGCUGUCUGUCAGUAAGCUUUUUAUUAUGUUUAAGCACUGAUGUUCUGUGAUGUGUUUUUAAUGUUAUACACUGCCCUGGGAUCUUUUGAUAAAGGGCAGUAUAUAAGUUGAAAUAAUAAUAAUAAUAAUAAUAAUAAUAAUAAUAAUAAUAAUAAACAAAUGGAGGAUCACAGGGCAGUUUACAAUAUAAAAGCACAAAAAUACAUAACAUUGUAAUGCACAAAAACAAUAUGGCCAGUUUUAAAGGUCAUAUAAUGUUUAUUUUUAUUUUAUUAAUUUUUAUUAGUUUUUAUUAAGUAUUACAAGAAAAUAAAAAGAAAAAAGAAAUAGAAACAGAAAUCAAUACAUAACACUGUAAACACAGUUAUCUAUGUAUUUUCCAAAAUGCAGACUAGAAAAGAAGAAAGACGAAAGAUAAAAGAAAAGAAAAAAGAGAAAAGAGAAAAAAUACUUUUCAUAAUCAAUAAUACUAAAUUCAUACUUCAAACAUUACAAUAUAUAAAUCCUAGUUAAAAUAUUAUAAAAGACUUCCACCACAUUCACCACACGUCUCUAAGUUAUCUAGUUCACCUUUACAUCUGUUCUUCAGUCACUUCCUUUCCUUAAGUUCUUUCAUAGUCCAUCAAAUCUUUGUGUUCUCGAUAUUCUUCACAAGGUUAGUCUAAGCACAGAAACAAUGGGAAUGCUUAAAUGAAUAUUUACACAAGCAGGGCUCAAACAGGAUAGUUUGGUUGUACUUAGGCCAUAUAAUGUUUAAUUAGCCAAAAGCCUGGGAGAUGGUGAAUAUUUUCUCCUGGCACCUAAAGAUAUGCAGUGAAGGCACCAGGCAAGUCUCCCUGGGGAGAGCAUUCCACAAACAGGGAGCCUCUGCAGAAAAGGCCCGUUCUCCUGUUGCCAUCUUCCAGACCUCUGGCAGAGAAAGCGCAUGAAGUAGGUUCUCAGGUGCUGAUCUCAGGAUCCAGGUCGGUUCAUAUGGGAAGAGGCGGUCCUUGAGGUAUUGUGGUCCAAUUAAUGGUAUUAAUGAUCCCGUCUAUGCAUAUGUGAACAUCUCUGAAAUAAACCAUAAGCAUUAUUAUGUUGUAGAAAGAAGGCCCAGGCCCGGGUACAUAUAACAUAAAAGAAGUCUUGCCUACGCCUAUUCGGUCAUGCUUCCUGUCCAAAGUACCACGGUUGCUGCCAUCCCAUUCUGUGAGUAUGAUUUUCUUUACUGACCAAGAAUUAAUUCAGUUAUAAAAUGCAAACUUCAGAAUACAAAAUGGAUUCAGCAUGUAAUCUCACAGCAUCUUAACACAAAUUGUUUUAAUAGCUUACCUUGUCGAAAUUACGGUGAAUAGAAAAAAUAUAUAUUCUAAAAUGAUAAUGACUUGCCAGACCUGUUUUGAUAUAAACAGAGGAUUUGCCAUGAAGAAAACCCCACCUUAAAAUAAUGAAUUUGCCCUUUUUAUCUCCUCCCUUAACAGAGUACAUUAUAUUUUCCAAUCAUUAUUGCCUCUUUCAUAUUCCAGCUUGAUUACAAUUAGUGCGCCAAUUGUGUUUAUGCUUGCACUCCAUCAUCAAAUCAAAAAUAAUAUUGCCAACCAAUAAUCAGAACAGGUCAUAUACAAACAAUUACACUUUUAAAAAGCAUAUCAGGAUAGAACAUAGACAUGUUGUCAAAACCUAAAUCGCUAAUUAGUAUAUACUUCUAUGCAACUUUGGAAUAAAAUGAGGUGUUACAUUUCUCUUUGCUUAAAGAAACCUUGAGUUCUGGCUUGUGAGUUGAAAAUAUGCUCAUCUAAAGAGUUAGAGCUUGGCGCCUUGUAUUAACCAUUUGUCUUUGCCAAGCUCAGAAGAAACAGCUUGAGACUUUUCAGCUAUAUAGCUGCAAAUAAAACGUUUUAAGUGUGUUUUAAGUGCAAUAUACAAGUUGACACUAGAUGGCGAUGGUGAGCCUUAUGGAAAAUUCAACGCAUUUUUUUUUUAAAAAAAAGCAUUUUCAGAACGGUUUUUAUAUGUGUGUAGAUUCCACCUCUAUUCUCUGAGCAGAAAUGAAAGUUGUAUCUGGACUGGAUAGGUGGGGAUUCAGGUGUCUCAGCUGCCCCAACACUUGUUUUGAGUCAGUUUACCAUUGCUUGUGCCUAUUAGGCAGGGAGAUCUGUUGUACCACAUUUUGUAUUACCUGGCUCAGAAAUUUGAAAUGUGAGAACUCAUAAAGCUCUCGCUCAACCAUGAGGCAAGCGUUACAUCCCUAAAAGUUUUUCUCUGCCUCAGAUUUUCACCUGAACCAGAGAAGAAUGUCAAAUUCUCACCCCGUUUGCUUCUGAACCCAUUUUCACUGCCCCCAUAUGUCCACUUACCUCUCUUGCUGUUCCAGGGAUAGCAGUGUUGGGAGGAAGGGGUGGAAAGUAUUUCUCUUUCUCUCCUCCUCCUCUUCUUCUGCUUUCUUUCUCUCCAACAUCAGGCAUGUUGCUACCACCGUUAGCCUGAUGCCAGGGGCCCUGGGAAAUGCAGUUUCCCCAGUGUUCCUCACAUUUGUAAGCAGUUGUGUGGGAGGGAAAGGAGAUAGUUUUGGAGGUAUGGGGGGGGUGAGCAGGUGAGCAGAUGAUAAAGACGAAGGAGGGAAUUUGCUCCUCCUAAGGAGGAGGGUGGGUGAAGGCUUAAGAGGACCCCUUUGCGCUCUUGGGUGAUUACUUGGGUUCAGAAUAAACUGAGCUAUUUUUCAAAGCGUGAGAGGGAAUAUUUCAGCAUGGUUCCUCCUCCCAGUCCUCUUCUCAGCCUAAUGUGAGGUAUCUAUCACUAGCUCAGAGAGGGGGAGAGAGAGAGAGAGAGAGAGAGAGAGAGAGAAACACACACACACACACACACACAGUGCACACAUAUUAUGAAGACAUGGGAUUUAAAAAUAGGUUAGCGGAGAAUGGGUUAAAAAUAAAAUACAGGCUUAAAAUGGUAACCAAAAACGUUAUCGCUUAGUUAACACGCUGUGCAUGCUGGCUCCAGUGUUUUACUUUAUAGAAGCCUACCUCGGUUUAAGGGACGCGGGUGGCGCUGUGGUCUAAACCAGAGAGCCUAGGACUUGCCAAUCAGAAGGUCGGCGGUUCGAAUCCCUGCGACAGGGUGAGAUCCCUUUGUUCGGUCCCUGGUCCUGCAAACCUAGCAGUUCAAAAGCACAUCAAAGUGCAAGUAGAUAAAUAGGUACCACUCCGGUGGGAAGGUAAAUGGCGUUUCUGUGCGCUGCUCUGCGCUGUUUUGGCUUAGUCAUGCUGGCCACACGACCUGGAAGCUGUCUGCGGACAAACGCCGGCUCCCUCAGACAAUAAAGUGAGAUGAGCGCCGCAACCCCAGAGUUGUCUGCGACUGGACCUAACGGUCAGGGCUCCCUUUACCUUUACCUUUUACCUUGGUCUAAUCUAAUAAUUGCCUUGUUUCUUACUCUUUCCAUACAGAAAGUUCCUGGCCCAGGGAGUUACUGGCCUACAAACCAGUCUCCAAAACAACCAAGAACCAUUGAGAGUCUGGGAAGGGAGCACACUAUCUUCUUCAGCAAUACUCCAGAGCUUUAGAAAACGAGUGGUGCAGUACACGAAAUUCAGGGGCACUGAUUCUGAAAGACCGCUCCUUCUUCUACCUCAUCCAUAUCCCAUUCCUCACCAGGACCAAUCGGCCCACUUUUAUUCCUUUGGCUUUCAGUGGGCCACAGUGCCAACACCAUGAUGCGAUUUUGUGCACUGGGUUCCCUGCCUCCAUUUCCUCCCUGGCCCUUUCCUCGCAUCCUAAGAUUCUUCAUUGUUCCUGCUGUUUGACGUGGCUCAGUCGUGUUCCUCCACCACUCAGUAUGCUUCUUUCUGUUAGCAAGGAAACUGAGCGAUGGGAAUAAAUCCUGACCCCAGAGUCCUUGUGAGCUGCUGGUUGGGCUGAAGCCAGGUUCCUCUGCUGGCUCGAGGGCACCAAUUCUCCUGCACUCCUCUCUGGAUUCGGUAGAGCUUAACCCGAACUAGAUACAAAGAGCGUUUGAUCAAGGACAGCCUCUGCUGAAUGCAAGAUCUGCAGUGGAAAGAAGAAGAAAAAAGAACACAGAUUGCUGAACGAUUUGAGGGGGCUCAGCCGUCACAGCCUUUCCCUGAGGUAGAAGGAAAAAAGACUCUGUUGCUGAUCUUUUUAUAUUCCACAGAUUUCUGUGUCCUCACCCCACCCCACCCCACGUAUUUCCAGUCAGUCAGAGCAUUGUCUACCACUCAGAAGCAUCCCCACCCCCAGUAAUGGUACUGAAUUCAGUGGAGCCACUCUGGAAUAAAUGGCUUUCGGAAA